This is a messenger RNA of Molossus molossus (Pallas's mastiff bat), 3326 nucleotides long. RefSeq names its product zinc finger protein 131 (gene ZBTB35). The record is from RefSeq and is a predicted model, not a curated record. The coding region runs from base 275 to 2146 and encodes 623 amino acids. The transcript is spliced from 7 exons. Gene Ontology annotation, cellular component: nucleus. Gene Ontology annotation, biological process: regulation of transcription by RNA polymerase II. Gene Ontology annotation, molecular function: DNA-binding transcription factor activity, RNA polymerase II-specific; protein binding; RNA polymerase II cis-regulatory region sequence-specific DNA binding. Lineage: Eukaryota; Metazoa; Chordata; Mammalia; Chiroptera; Molossidae.
AGUGAGUGCCGGCCCGUUCGGGGCGGGGGAGAGGAGGGAGGGCAGGGGAGGGAGAGGCGGCCGGGGAGUCGUUGUGGGCCGCGGGCCGGACCGGGUCCCGGGGCGGCGGGAGCCAGGGCCGGGCAGAAGGGCUUGGCGGGCCGUUAGAGGGCCGCGGCGCUGUCGGCCCCCUCCCCUGACGGACCUGCGCGCCCGGGCGCCCGGAGCCUCCGGCGCGGUGCCCGCCCCGCUCCAGCUCGCGUCUCCCGACUCCAAUUAGAGCAACCCGACGGCCAUGGAGGCCGAAGAGACGAUGGAAUGCCUCCAGGAGUUCCCUGAACAUCACAAGAUGAUCCUGGACCGAUUGAAUGAACAGCGAGAGCAGGACCGGUUUACUGACAUUACCUUGAUUGUCGACGGUCACCAUUUUAAGGCCCACAAGGCUGUUUUGGCUGCUUGCAGUAAGUUCUUCUACAAAUUCUUUCAGGAGUUUACUCAGGAACCUUUGGUGGAGAUAGAAGGUGUUAGUAAAAUGGCCUUUAGUCAUUUAAUUGAGUUCACAUAUACCGCAAAACUAAUGAUCCAAGGAGAAGAAGAAGCCAAUGAUGUGUGGAAAGCAGCCGAGUUUCUACAAAUGCUGGAAGCUAUCAAAGCUCUUGAAGUCAGGAACAAAGAGAACUCCGCUCCACUGGAAGAAAAUACCACAGGAAAAAGCGAGGCAAAAAAAAGAAAGAUAGCAGAAACUUCAAAUGUCAUCACUGAGUCGUUGCCAUCUGUGGAAUCCGAGCCUGUGGAGAUUGAAGUGGAGAUUGCCGAAGGCACAAUCGAGGUGGAAGAUGAAGGCAUGGAGACAUUGGAGGAUGUGGCUUCUGCCAAGCAGCCCACCAAGUACAUUCAGAGCACAGGUUCCUCUGAUGACUCUGCCCUGGCGUUGUUGGCAGAUAUCACCAGCAAGUACCGUCAGGGUGACAGGAAAGGGCAGAUCAAAGAAGAAGGCUGUGCACCUGACCCCAUAAGCAAACAGGUAGAAGGUAUUGAAAUUGUGGAACUUCAGCUGUCACAUGUGAAGGACUUGUUCCAUUGUGAGAAAUGUAACCGUUCGUUUAAAUUGUUUUACCAUUUUAAGGAACACAUGAAAUCACACUCCACUGAGAGUUUCAAGUGUGAAAUAUGCAAUAAAAGGUAUCUUCGGGAGAGCGCGUGGAAACAGCACCUCAGUUGUUACCACCUCGAAGAAGGUGGGGUCAGUAAGAAGCAAAGAACUGGGAAAAAAAUUCACAUAUGUCAGUACUGUGAGAAACAGUUUGACCACUUUGGACAUUUUAAAGAGCAUCUUCGAAAACAUACAGGUGAAAAACCUUUUGAAUGUCCAAAUUGUCAUGAACGAUUUGCUAGAAAUAGCACCCUCAAAUGUCACCUGACUGCGUGCCAAACUGGAGUGGGGGCAAAAAAGGGAAGAAAGAAGCUUUACGAAUGUCAGGUCUGUAACAGUGUGUUUAACAGCUGGGACCAGUUCAAAGAUCACUUGGUGAUACACACUGGAGAUAAACCUAACCAUUGUACUUUAUGUGACUUGUGGUUUAUGCAAGGAAAUGAAUUAAGAAGGCAUCUCAGUGAUGCUCAUAAUAUUUCUGAGCGUCUAGUAGCCGAAGAAGUUCUUUCAGUAGAAACACGUGUGCAAACUGAACCUGUGACAUCCAUGACUAUUAUAGAACAAGUUGGGAAGGUACACGUGUUACCACUGCUUCAGGUUCAGGUGGACUCAGCACAAGUGACUGUGGAGCAGGUCCACCCAGAUCUGCUGCAGGACAGCCAAGUGCAUGAUGCGCAUAUGAGCGAGCUUCCGGAGCAGGUCCAAGUGAGUUAUCUAGAAGUGGGUCGGAUUCAGACCGAAGAAGGUACUGAAGUACAUGUGGAGGAGCUGCAUGUUGAACGGGUGAAUCAGGUACCCCUGGAAGUCCACACUGAGCUGCUCGAAGCGGACUUGGAUCAAGUUACCCCUGACAUCAUGAACCCGGAGGAGAGGGAGCCCCGCCAGGAAGACACUGCGGAGGGCACCAGGGACAGUCACGACGAUGCUGAGGAUUCGGAGACCAAGCCCACAGUGGAUUCUCACACGGAAAGUGUAGGAACUGAGAACAGAACUCCGAUGCCGGUUUUAGAAUGAAAUAACAAAUGAAUAUAUUUUUAAAUUUAUGUGUUUGGUUUUUGAACUGAUGUUGGACAGUGUGACUGUCCUUGAGCUAACAGACAAGUGGACCAAAGUUAAACUCUUUCUUGUUGUGCUGAACUGUUUCUGUUGAAACAAACUGAUUUCCCCUCCCUCUUAAUGCCACAGAGGAGGGAUGUUUUCCAUACGCGAAUGGGAGGUUUUGAGAAGUAUAUUUCUGGAAACUUAAAUGGAUUAUAUUCUUAUAUAGUUGGGUACGGAUGUAUCUAUUUUCAUUGUGGUAAGGGUUCUCCCUUCUCUUUCCCAGGUUGUGUUCUUCCUCAAGGUUUUUCAUAUUGUAGUCAAACAUAAAAUCAUUAGAAUACAAGUUUAUGUAUUCUAAUGCAUGCUAGAAAAUUGAAUAUAUAGGAAACACAGGCUGCAUGAAGAAAAGUGCAUUGUUACUGUGCGGUUAAAUUUUGGCUUCUGGCUUUCUUUAGUUUGAACAAUGUUCUUGUCUACCCGAUAGUCACAGAUGUCAUCUCUGCAAUGAAACCAGAGUGGUGGUGGCAAAAUGUCCAGAAUGUAAAAAGAAAAAAAAUCCACACCCACGUGCCUUUUCAAAACCAACUAAACUUCUAUAAAGCAUCUCUGGUUCUUUCCAAGUCUGUGUUGUAAGGAGCGAUGUAGAUGAUGCUAUAUAAUACUUUAUAUUUUUGCUUAUAAUGACAACUACCAAUUCUUUUUCACUUAGGUUGAGGAAUUUUAUUUAAUGGCAGCUGAAGGGCCAUUUUCAAUUGGGAAAAUUCAUUUAUAUCUGUGGUAAACUUUAUUUUGAUGAAAAAUUGCACUAGGAUUUUACCACCAGAUUUAAAAAAAAAAAGAUGAGCAUCAUUUAAAAAUUAAUGUAUUUAAAAUAAAGUACAGAGGAAAACAUGUAUAUACUAUAUCAGGCUUUGUUUUGAAUGAAUCUUUUUUCCCCGAUCCUUAAUGUAAAGAUCUUGUGCUAUAACUUUUAAAGCCAUACAAAUAAGAGUGCUAAACUGUGGGCUUAAAAGUAGGUGUGUAAAUAUUUUUAAUCAGUAUUACUUGGAAAAUAAAAUAUAACAACCACAUAAAAGAAACCAAUAUGCUAUUUUCUUUACCUGUUAAAUAUUGGGAGAUAUUUACAUUUUUUAAAGUAAAUUUUAAAAUUAUG